Molecule: messenger RNA, 1374 nt
Organism: Aspergillus pseudonomiae
Lineage: Eukaryota; Fungi; Ascomycota; Eurotiomycetes; Eurotiales; Aspergillaceae
Product: glycoside hydrolase family 76 protein
Exons: 4
Coding region: 1-1374 (457 amino acids)
Biological process (GO): carbohydrate catabolic process; fungal-type cell wall biogenesis
Molecular function (GO): mannan endo-1,6-alpha-mannosidase activity
Source: RefSeq, a predicted model, not a curated record
AUGAGGCUAUUUCAGCUUUUUGCGCGAUUUCUCUCGCUGUGGUUGGUGCUGUUUGGCACACCGACCACGGCUCUCUCACUAGAUAUCCAUGAUAGCGCAUCCCUGAAAGAGGCAGCGAGUACCGCAGCCCGCGGAAUGCUGAAGUAUUAUCAUGGCAACGAACCCGGCCAGACCCCAGGAACACUGGAUAACACGUGGUGGGAAGCGGGCGCGAUGUUCAUGACACUGGUGCAAUACUGGCGUGUUAGCGGCGAUUCCUCUCACAACGACAUUACGACGCAAGGGCUUCAAUGGCAGGCCGGAGAUGAUCAUGAUUACCUACCUGCCAACAGCACUGCAUACCUGGGCAACGAUGACCAGAUGUUCUGGGGCCUCGCGGCCAUGACCUGUGCAGAGACUAAAUACCCCGAUGUCUCCGAUGGCCCAUCGUGGCUGUCCCUCGUGCAAGGUGUUUUCAACAACCAAAUCCCGCGCUGGGAAAUGGAAACCUGCCAUGGUGGUCUGCGAUGGCAGAUCCACUCAUGGCUGCCCGGGUAUGACCUCAAGAACACGAUUUCAAAUGGCGGGUUGUUCCAGAUAGCAGCCCGCUUGGCUCGGUACACAGGGGACCAGAAGUAUGCCGACUGGGCAACCAAGAUCUGGGACUGGAUGGCUAGCAGCCCACUGCUGGACACAAAGACGUGGAAUGUUGCCGAUACGACGUCUGUGACUAACGAGUGUACGACGAAUGGCAACGAGCAGUGGACAUACAACUACGGGACGUUGCUUAGCGGGGCGGCAUAUAUGUACAACUUUACAAAUGGAGACCCGAAAUGGCUCGACGCCGUCGAUGGAUUACUCAACGCCUCCCUCCGAAUUUUCUUCCCGCCGAUGUAUAACAAUGGUACCGUCCUGUCCGAGGUAUCCUGCGAGACAAUCGAGACCUGUGACAGGAAUCAGAUGUGUUUCAAAGGGUUCCUGUCCAUUUGGAUGGCCUACACAGCCACGCUGGUUCCAUCCACCGCGGAGCGGAUUACCCCCCGAUUGCAAGGGUCGGCGGAAGCCGCAGCGAGGCAGUGUUCCGGGGGCGAGGAUGGGACCGAAUGUGGGGUCCGAUGGUACGAGGAUAAGUGGGAUGGGAAGAAUAGUUUGGAGACCCAGAUGAGCUCCCUGAGCAUUUUUACUGCAAAUCUCAUGCUUCAGUCGGAUGAGCAGCCUGUGACUUCUACAACUGGAGGCGAGAGCAAAAGUGACCCAAAUGCAGGGACCGGAGGAAGAUCGAGGAAGGAUGAGCCGCCUCGCAAGAUUACAAGCGGUGAUCGAGCGGGCGCUUGGAUUAUAACAUUGCUGGUGGGUGUUGCAUGGAUUGCUAUCAUUGUGUGGUUGGUUUGGUAG